This is a messenger RNA of Zootoca vivipara (common lizard), 5965 nucleotides long. It is a transcript of the gene LPAR5, whose product is annotated as lysophosphatidic acid receptor 5. Gene Ontology annotation, molecular function: G protein-coupled receptor activity. Gene Ontology annotation, cellular component: membrane. The record is from RefSeq and is a predicted model, not a curated record. Gene Ontology annotation, biological process: G protein-coupled receptor signaling pathway; behavioral response to pain. NCBI's taxonomy places the organism in Eukaryota, Metazoa, Chordata, Lepidosauria, Squamata, Lacertidae.
CUGCUACUUUUGUUUGGGUACGGAUCAUUCCUCAUUAAUUCUGCCCUCUCUCCGGUGCACUGUCCCUCUGCAAAAUGUCUGCCCACAGGGCAGCGUGAAAAACUGGUCAAACUGCUGUGUUAGCAGCACUGAAGUGACCUCCCCAGCGGGCAAACCUGGAGAGUGUGCAUGGAGGUCCUGGGGUGCCCAGACAUCAAGACCCCUCUCUUGGCCUCGCUGAUGGGGUCCAAAGGAAAGCAGAGAAAUGCUUUUGACACCAGCUUGGCUGCAGGAGUUGGUGGAAGGAGGUAUGGAAGGCGCCAUCCAACCACCUGAGGAGCUCCACUCUGGAUUUCUUCUCCCAAAACCUUCCACAAGUUUUAGGAUCAGAGUUUUCCUUCUUCUAGAUGGGCUACCUUCCCAGGUUGACGAGGCCCAUCUGCCCCUAUCACUGUACCACACUUUUUCUGCCUCAGGUGUCAAAAUGUCUUGGGAUUCUCUGGCUCUCACUACGAAGGAGAGAAUGCAAUCUCUGAGUGUUUUAGACCCAGGACAACCGUGAUUUUAACACGAAAACCAGCACCUUUUCAAGCCGGAAAAGGCAAUUCAAAUGCUGGAGGAUUGGUGUGAUGUGCUCUGCGUGACACACCCAUCCAACAGACGCUCAACUUCCUUUCAGCUCUGCAAGCCUGAACUACGAUGUGAUAGCUACUGGCUAAUUAUUAAUUUCCUUGCCUUGCUCUGCGCUUUCCGCACAGGGGUAGGGUAGACGCCUGAGGAAGUGCAAGAGAAGAGAAGUAAAAAGCUAGCAAAAGUACCACUAGCCCACUUCCUGGUUUGUCACGUUCCUCUCACCACAAAACUCCGGCAGUGGGCAGAGCAUGGUAUGUUUUCUUCAUGCUUGCUCUUUCUUGUCUGAGGAGCCUGUCAUGGCUUAUCAGCUGUUGAAACCAAAGUUCAUAUGUUGUUAUCGAUGGCAAGCUGUGUCACAGACACAUGAUGGCCGGGAAAUGGGAUUCAAGCACGAACAAGAGCAAUUUCCGUAAAAGAAGGAAUGGAAGCGGCCAGGUGUGGUGAGAGAGAGUCCGGACAGUGAAGUCCAUGAAGCUAGAUUUCCUACCUACGGUAACCUGAGGUCCUCGCUCGCUUCUAAGUUCUGCUGGUGAGCUAAAAUACCUUCAGUUGCUGUGGACAUUCAGCCGAGGAUGUCAGAAACCUCAAGACUGUAAUUCCUCCAGAUACAGAGAGACUCAUCAUUCUGUAUGAUCAUGAAUGGAGCCCACCUUCCCGUCUCUGACAGUUCCUGGGGCCUGGAGGCUCAGGUAGGAAUGCUGGGAAGAGAACCAUCUAGCAGCAGCAACUGCUAGAAAUGAAAUGAAGAAAGGAUCGCCAGCUUGAGAAUUGCGCGCCCUUUCCUUUGAAGGAGAUUGUCUCCAAGCACCCUGAACAGCAGGACUGAGGCCCUCAGAUGCUUCACAGGCAUGUCAUUGGCCAACGUCACACAGAGCGUGAUUUGCAAGGACCACAGUGCCAACCACCGGCUGCACCUGAUCGGCUACAGCCUGAUCUUCACCGCAGGUUUGCUGCUCAAUGUGGCCGCUAUCUGGAUCUUCUUGAACUACCUGAAACUCAAGUCGGUGGUGAGCAUCUACAUGCUUAACUUGGCCGCAAGCGACCUCCUGUUCACCAUUUCUUUGCCCUUCCGUAUUUACUACUAUUCCACGGAGCAGUGGCCCUUUAGAGAAUUCCUCUGCCAGGUCUCUGGCUCUGUCUUCCAAAUCAACAUGUAUGGUAGCUGCCUCUUCCUGAUGUGCAUCAACUUGGACCGCUAUGUGGCGAUUGUCCACCCGCUUCGCUGGCGCCACCUCCGGCGCCCCAGGCUAGCUCGGAUUGUCUGCCUUGUGGUCUGGGUGCUUAUCCUGGUGGGCUCUAUUCCCGUGGCUUAUGUCCACAAAUCCACUUCCUGUGUCAAAGACAGGACGACCAUCACUCUUUGCUUCGAGAACUUCAGUGAGGGCCUGUGGCAGAAAGAGCUCCUCCCCUUGAUCAUCCUCGCGGAGAUCCUUGGCUUUCUUCUGCCCCUGACCUCCGUUUCCUACUGCUCAGUCCGAAUCUUCCAGAAACUGUGCCAGGCUGGUGGGAUGCAGAGCCUGCGCCAACGGAAGACGCUUCGCAUGCUAGUGGUCAACCUGGUCAUCUUCAUUAUCUGCUUUGUGCCCUACAACGUUGUUCUGGCAGCGUAUGGGCUGAUAAAAGCCCAGCUGAUCAAGACUGACGUGCAAAUGAAGGAUUCGGUACGGCAGGCCCUGGUCAUCACUGUGAUAUUGGCCAGUAUGAACUGCACUCUGGACCCCCUGAUCUAUUACUUCAACACAGAGGGCUUCCGAAACACUUUUAAUAAACUGAGGAGGGCGCAAGCUUGGGACUCUGAAAUGGGAACACUUCAGAAUCGGGUAACUGAAAGUAAGUCCUACCAGGCAACAAGUGCCAAGCGAGGAUUCCCGGUCCAAACCUUAAUCCUCCCCUACGAGGGCUUGCCAUUUGUUCCCCCUAAGAUAUUUUUGAACAGCCCCAUUGAAGAUUCGGAAAUAUAAGCACGGGUGGGCUCUCCGACUGGUGACUACUGCAAAAAGUGCUUGCUAGGAAUUUCUGAAUGAUAAACAAAGGGGCGCGGGAUGUGAUGAAACAAAACUGUAAAGGGGGUAAAGCCUCUUAGAACAUGGAUGUAUGGAGGCAGUUUCAGACCUGUAGGGAGUAUGUUUACAUGACUACUGUAAUCUGUUUCAACACCCUUGGCAUUGUCUUCUUCUUUAGCGAUCACUCGUAGCCAAGUAAGAUUGUCUUCCAUAAACACCGUUUUAACCGUGGGUCCGUAGCUGACUGUGGAGGCCAAUUCUGGAUGCACACGUCCUUGCACAGUGGGGACUUAGGUUUCCGGGCAGGAGUUGAUCAUUGUGCCUUCCUCUUAGCAUGUUUCUCCCUUUCAUCCUGAGUUUGAGCAUCUUCAAAGCCCAUGACACCUUUGGGUAAAGGCUGUUCUCCAAUUGGAAUGCUCUCAGGCCAGUGUUUCCCAGUUGUCGUUGUUUAUACAACUUUUUUUAAGAUUUGCCUUGGGAGAGUCUUUAAACCUCUUUUGUUGACCACCAGCAUUACGCUUACCAUUUUUAAGUUCAGAAUAGAGUAGUUGCUUUGGAAGACGAUAAUCAGGUAUCCAUACAACACGACCAGUCCAAAGAAGUUGAUGUUGAAGAAUCAUUGCUUCAACACUGGUGAUCUUUGCUUCUUCCAGUACACUGGCAUUAGUUCUCUUGUCUUCCCAAGUGAUGUGUAAAAAAUUUCGGAGACACUGUUGCUGGAAUAUUUCGAGGAGUUGGAGAUGGUGUUUAUAAGUGGUCCACAGGCAUACAGUAAGGUUGAUAGUACAAUAGCUUUGUUAAAAAGCAUUUUGGUUUCCCUGCGAAAGUCCUAGUGCUCAAACACUCUGCACUUCAACUGCAACUUAAAGUGGAUUGGAUGCCUCUCACAUGUAACUUGUGUUCUUCUCAGCCACAUGGCAUCCCACACUAUCCCCCAUUUUCACUUGGAUUUUCCCAAUCCAUAAUACGGUAAGGAAAUAAAAUCGCAUGUUACCCAGCUGCCAACUACUGAAACGCAUUGUGUGGGUGGAGUUUCAUUUCAUUUUUACUUGUGUGGUGAGAUAUGUGCAUAUAUUUGCAAUGCAGGCUUCUGGCGAUGGUGGCAAUGGUGACUAGGGUGGUACUUUUAUUGCACCACUGUACAUGCUGAGCAAAAAGGAAAGGGAAGAAAUGCAGGUCCCUGCUUUGAGGACUGUACAAGUCGAAUUUCAGCAAUUGCAGGGACAACAAACAGGAAAGCCUGUGUCACAAGGGAUCGAUGUGAUUAAAAGCAUUUGUGAUUCCUUUGGCUUAAUUUUAAUUGAAGGAUAAAAGACGAACGGCUUAAGCCAGACUCCAUGGGGGGGGGGGAAGGGGGCUUGAAGUGGGGGUUGAUGGGAGACUAAAGGUGCUCUCAGACAGAGUUUAGUAUUGCAAGCAGGUCAUUCGGGUUUUGCAAAUGGAUUGUUACCAGCAGGUUCCCCACCACCAAUGUAUUGGUAGAAGAAGUGGAGCAGAGGGGCACGGCGACUGGCAUUUUGAAAAUGCUGACAUCAUAUAUAGACACUACAUUUGGUGCACCGAUCCCACAACGAAGUGCAGUAUACAGUACAUACACAUCUUGGAUAACAUUGUGUGAACAUGGAUUAAAAACUCAGGAUUUGAAAUGCAUUGGGUGCAUGUUCAGUAUUUACUGAGCAUUCAUCUGUUUGCAGGGAGGUUAUACAACCUUCUUGUAGAAUAUUGCAGAGUUGGACAGGGCCACAAGGGCCAUCUAGUCCAACCUGCUGCAAUGCAGGAAUCUUAUGCCCAAAUGGGGCUCAAACUCAAGACCCUGUGGAUUAUAUGGAACUUGCUGAUCUGACUGGAAGACUACGCGAGCAGGGAGAGGAGAAGGUGGAAGAGGAAUGAAAGAAAUUUAGAAUUUCUUAUAAAAAAUAUUGCAGAAUUGAUGUAUGAUGAGAAUUAUAAGCCAUUGUGAAGUUGCAGGUUAAGAAAUUAAGUGAGAUAUAAUUGAAAAUAGGUUAGAAUAUUAUAGUGAGUUGUAAAAUUGAGAAAAGGAUGUAAUUAGGUUUGGAAAAUAAGAUAUAGAAUUUGUCAAGAAUGAUAUGCAAUGAACUGUUAGAAGGGGGACUCGGGGAAGUCCCUUACUAAAAUGAGAAAAAAUGGAAUGUAUAUGUUGUUUUUUUCUUUUAACUCUUCUUCUUUUAUUUCUGAAUUUUUGAAUAUUGAUGUUAUAAUAAUGUAUGGAAGUUAUUCUUUUCUUUUUAUAAAACUUAAUAAAAACUAUUUAAAAACAACAACAAACAAACAAACUCAAGACCCUGAGGUUAAGAGUCUCAUGCUAUCCUCUGAGCUAUCCCACGUCCUUCCCAUGUACCAAGCAAGCAUUAUCCCACAUUUCCCGGUGCAUUUUCCUGUCACUUUCCCUAUUGGAAAAAUUCCUUGGCGGGCAGAGAGCAGAAGUGUUACGCCAGAGCUCCAAAUCAACUUAUGGUAAAUUGCACAACCUGAACUUGCUGGUAGGUGAAUGAAUCCCAUCUGAAAACACAAGGCAGAAGUGCAUGUUCUUCAUUCCAAUUUGCAAUCCUCCAAUUGAUUGUGAUAAAAUGAACAAUGAUGUAGCCACCAACAGACUACUGUGUGUGGUCCCAAGGAAUUGUCUACUAAGGAAACAUUGCUCGUUGCAAUUUUUGGAGAGGGGAGCGGGGAGCUCCCCAGUCCAUUUUCCUCACAAAGAUUGCUUUGUUUUCCCCCUGCUUCUGCAACCAUCACCUGCCCCUUACCAACCAAUUCCAGACUGUAUCAAAGGGUCAAAGUGGAUGAGGACCGAAUAGAAGCCCAUGGAAGAGUCCAGUAGUUUCCAGAGGGCCGUUUCAGUUGAGUGCAGGGAACAAAAGCCAUUUCGAGGAGAUCAAAAGCAGAGUUGGAAGAGAGACAGCAGGAAUAAGCUGUACCCUCCAGGUCCAGGAGGUUACAGGGGAAGGGUGUAACAAAAGGGGAAGGCUAUAGGAUGCCUGCUUGUGCCUUUCCUUGCACAGCUGCCUUGCAAAGUUAGUCAGUUGCAGUUCAAAUUAUCCAUUACUGCUGCCGCCACCCUACCCUCUGAGUACCUACACUCAGAAAGACAAAAGGCAAGAGUUGAGAGGUGACUGAUGUGAGCUAGAAGCUGGAGGCAAAAGUAGCAGGCUGGAGAGGCAGAGAGAGAAAGCUGGGCCUGAUUUCUCUUGGAACCCAAGGCAGUGACUAUGGGAGAAAACAAGACUUUUUGAGGUCUGAACAUAGCUGCCAAGUACCCCGUUUUCCCCGGGAAACCCCCGUUUUUACUUACCUUUUCCCGAUGGUCCCCUGUAUCACUUUGUCUCCCAUUU